Molecule: messenger RNA, 669 nt
Organism: Suillus subaureus
Lineage: Eukaryota; Fungi; Basidiomycota; Agaricomycetes; Boletales; Suillaceae
Exons: 5
Coding region: 1-669 (222 amino acids)
Source: RefSeq, a predicted model, not a curated record
AUGGAAGAGAACCUGAAGAGCCAGGCAUCUGAAGUAAGGGAAGCUCUGAGUAGCAGGAUCAGCAAGAUACUUGGGAAUUCAUCUGAAAUGGGUGUCCUGAAAGAUGGGCAAGUGGUAACUAAGCUGUUGCAUAAAGCUAGAAUGAGAAUAUCAGUGCACCUCCAGAUUUGCUUGGCAAUGCUGGAUGACACUACAUUUACCAAUACAUCAAUUUUGGAAUAUGAAAUUGAUCGGGCCACACUAACUAUUGCCCAUGCAAUGGUCAAUCCCAUCAAUGUUGAUUGGGAUGUGGAUCAAUAUGCUGACAGGGUCAAGUUGUCACCACCGAAUUGGGAUGGGUCAGCAACCUCUGAGCUGGAAAGGCUAAAGAAGUACUUCUCUGAGGCAGUGCUUGGCAAAAUUUCAACUCCAGCCACCAUUGUAGACAGGCAUGGCAGAAUUUUGAUGGUUUACCUGCCCAAUAUUUUGUCACCUGCUUGCCUGAGUUGGAGAGAUGAUGGCUUUGUGGUGCCAGAGGGAGGGGGUGAAUUUGGGGCUGCGAUUGAUAGAUCCACUCGUAACAUUGGAGUCUUACAACUCAAAGGAGGUCCAAAAAUGGCUAGAAGCUUUAACAACAUCAGAACUUCUGUGGAACUCCAUUACUGCAGCAGUGGCACCAGAACUUUUUGA